This is a messenger RNA of Chelonia mydas (Green sea turtle), 1232 nucleotides long. It is a transcript of the gene TATDN1, whose product is annotated as TatD DNase domain containing 1. The record is from RefSeq and is a predicted model, not a curated record. Gene Ontology annotation, molecular function: 3'-5'-DNA exonuclease activity. The transcript has 12 exons. The coding region runs from base 113 to 925 and encodes 270 amino acids. Lineage: Eukaryota; Metazoa; Chordata; Testudines; Cheloniidae. Gene Ontology annotation, cellular component: cytosol.
GGCCGACGGGAAGGGGGAGGAACCCGCGACGCUCAGGCCGGGCGCUUGCUUGCUUCCUUCCUUCCUUCCUUCCGCCGGCCCGGGACAGGGAGGAGGCGGAGCUGCGGCCGCCAUGAGCCGCUUUAAAUUCAUCGAUAUCGGUAUUAACUUGACAGAUCCUAUGUUCAGAGGCAUUUACAGAGGUACACGGAAACAUCAAGAUGACUUUUUGGAUGUAAUAGAGAGAGCAGUCAAAACCGGUGUUAAAAAGUUUAUGAUUACAGGCGGAAAUCUACAAGAUAGUAAAGAUGCAUUGCAGCUGGCACAGACAAAUGACAUGUUUUACAGUACGGUUGGCUGCCAUCCCACCCGCUGUGGAGAAUUUGAGCAGAGUGACCCUGACCAAUAUUUAGCUGAAUUGCAAAAUCUCGUUGAAAAAAAUAAGGGGAAGAUCAGAGCAAUUGGGGAAUGUGGCCUGGAUUUUGAUAGAUUAGAAUUUUGCCCUAAAGACACCCAACUCAAAUACUUUGAAAAGCAAUUUGACCUGUCAGAGAAAACAAAACUGCCAAUGUUUCUCCAUUGUAGAAAUGCACACGCAGAAUUUUUAGAAAUAAUGAGAAGGAAUAGAGAUAGAUGUGUGGGAGGAGUGGUACAUUCAUUUGAUGGCACAAAGGAAGAAGCAGCUGCUAUAAUAGAUUUGGAUCUCUAUAUAGGAAUAAAUGGUUGCUCACUGAAAACAGAAGCCAACUUAGAAACACUGAAGUCAAUUCCUAGUGAAAGAUUAAUGAUAGAAACUGAUGCUCCCUGGUGUGGUGUGAAAAAUACUCAUGCUGGGUCAAAGUGUAUAAAAACAACAUUUCCCACAAAAAAGAAAUGGGAACUAGAGCAUUGCUUGAAGGACAGAAAUGAACCUUGCCAUAUAAUUGUACAGAUUUACUUUUAUUGAUCUUCUUUGAACUCCCUCUAAUUCAGAGGUGGGCAAACUAUGGCCCAUGGGACACUCCUGCCCAGCCCCUGAGCUCCUGGCCUGGAAGGCUAACCCCCAGAAUCCUUCCCUGCUGUUCCCCCUCCUCUGCAGCCUCAGCUCACUGCACCACCGGCACAAUCCUCUGGGCAGCGGAGCAGCAGAGUCACAGUCUGACCCGGUGCUCUGUGCUGCGUGGUGGUAUGGCUGGCUUCAGCCGGGCGGUACAGCAGCCUGUCCUGGUGCUCUGGGCAGCGCGGCUGUAGUGCCACCAGCGCUUCAGGCAGCG